GAGAGAGAGAGAAAAAAGAGAGAAAAAUGUCCACCACAAACUCGCCGGUGCUUCCAUGGAAGACAAAGAUCAUCCUCAGCAUCCUCGACGUCUUUUCAGACGCUGUGCGUCGUACUAACGGCACCAUCAACCGCCGUUUGAUCAAUUUCAUGGAACCCAAAGUCCCCGCCAACAACAUACCCUUCCAGGGCGUCAAAACCUCCGACGUAACCAUUGAUGCCACUCGAAACCUCUGGUUUCGCCUCUUCACACCAACGGAAACCCCCUCUGAUGUUAGCCUCCCAGUCAUCACCUUCUACCACGGCGGAGGAUUCUGUCUCCUCAGUGCCGAUGCCAAAGCCUACGACUUCGUAUGCCGUCGAUUCGCCCGUAAAUUCCCCGCCGUAGUCGUUUCCGUCAACUACCGCCUCUCUCCUGAAUACCGAUUUCCGUCACAUUACGACGACGGAUUCGACACUCUUAAAUUCCUCGACGAAGCGAAAACCGAAAACUUUGGUUUUCCGGCGAAUGCCGAUCUCUCUCGGUGCUUCCUCGCCGGGGACUCUGCCGGGGGUAACCUUGCCCACCAUGUCGCCGUCAGAUCUGGGAAAGCUGAUUUCAAGAGAGUCAGAGUGAUCGGACAGAUCUCGAUCCAGCCAUUCUUCGGUGGGGAAAAGCUGACGGAGUCGGAAAUUAGGUUGGUGAAUGUGCCGCUUAUAGCCUCGGAGAGGACGGAUUGGAUGUGGAAGGUGUUCUUGCCGGAAGGAGAGAACAAAGAUCAUGAAGCGGUGAAUGUGUCGGGGCCGAGGGCAUUCGAUAUUAGGGGAGUGAAAUAUCCAGAGACAAUGGUGGUGGUGGGAGGGUUCGAUCCGUUGCAGGAUAGACAGAGAGAGUUCUACGAAUGGCUAAAGAGAUCUGGGAAGGAAGCCAAGCUGCUGGAGUAUCCAAAAUCUAUUCAUGCUUUUUACGUGUUUCCCGAACUGUUCGAAUCUUCCCUGUUUAUCGAGGAAGCCAUGGAUUUUAUUCGUAAGGUAUGCGAUAAGGUCAAGAACUGAA
Telopea speciosissima is the source of this 1035-nucleotide messenger RNA. RefSeq names its product probable carboxylesterase 18. The record is from RefSeq and is a predicted model, not a curated record. NCBI's taxonomy places the organism in Eukaryota, Viridiplantae, Streptophyta, Magnoliopsida, Proteales, Proteaceae. The transcript has a single exon. Gene Ontology annotation, molecular function: hydrolase activity. The coding region runs from base 27 to 1034 and encodes 335 amino acids.